AUCAUAAAUUUUUGAUCUGUUUAUGUGCUUAUUCAAAGUCAUUAUUUUUUGAACUCCUUAUAUGUAUGUCUCAAUAUGCUAAUUACUAUAAUGCAUUAAUGAUCUAUACAGCUUCCGCCUCUAAUGAUGCCAUUAAAAAGGUUGUACGAGGCAAAUAUAAAUGUUUGAAUUUAGAUUUGAAAACCAAAGGUGGAAAAUUAGAAAUUGUAAUGCCUGAUGACAUUCAAAGAGCUGUUGGGAAAAAUUCAAGAGAUGUUGUCAAUUUUUGUGGUUAUAUUGUUAGAAGCAUGGCACCUUUGUUUGUGGAGAAAGAGGGAAAAUGAUGGAUGCCAAGUGGGAGGACAUUGUAGGGACCAUAGGGGAACUAAUGUGGACCCAAGUGAAGGAGAAGUUUAUAGUGGCUGAAGGCAAGCAAUACAAAUUUCAAGCAUUUGUUAUAGAUACCAUGCGACGCUUGUAUAGAAUUUGGAAGCACAGAUUACAUGAUACUUAUAAAAGGUUUCAGACAGAUGAAGAAAGGCUGGAAAAUGUUCCUAGUGAUGUAAAGAGCGAAGAUUGGAAGCUUUUGUACGAGUACUUCAGAUCAGAGAAGUUUCAGAAAAUUAGCCAAAGAAAUACAGCAAAUAGAGCUAAGCUUGUGACUAAACAUACUUGUGGUACAAGAUCAUUCGCCGAAGUUGAGGAGUCAAUGAGAGAUCCGAUCUCUGGAAAAAGGCCACCACCAGAUGCGAUUUGGCUUAGACAACAUAUGAAGAAAAGUAAAGAAGGGGAAUUACAGUGGUCUGAUCCAAUCUCCAAAGAAGUCCAUGAAAAACUUCAUGAUCUUGUCGUUCAACAAGAAGAAACACCUCCUGAAUCUCAACUUACAAAUGAUGAGAUGUUGCUGCAAGUUCUUGGUCAAAAAUCUGGUUAUUUUCGAGGUAAAGGUGCUGGAACAAGACCACCAACAAAAAGAACAAGAUAUCUCGAAAAUAUGCAAGAAGAAGUGCAACGGGCUGUUGACUCGGCUAGGGAAUCCAUGAUUGAAAGUUUACGGGCUGAUGUCAGUAACGAACUCAAAGCUGAAAUCAGGAAAACUGUGGAAAUGGAGCUGAAGAAUGAUCUUACGGAGCAAAUUCAAAGCCAAUUUAAUGCUAUGUUCCAAGCACGAAUGGCUGCCUUUUUUGGCUCUUCAUCACAAUCAGAUACUUCAAUGCCGACAAGACCUGCAAACCCUCGUUAAAGAUUGAGAUAGCUAAUGAGUUCCAAUCAAACCAGAUUCAGCUAUACAUUUGGAGCUUAUGAGAAGUUGUUUUUUGUUCUAUAUAUGUUUUAGCUUCUUAAUAGUACUACUUAUUUUCUAACUAGCUAUUAGGUUAACUAUGAUUGUAGUUACAAAUGUUUAUGUUUUAUGGAUAUACAUUUGGAUGUUAAAUAUAUUUUAUGUUUAUUUACCAUUGAUUGAUCA
Molecule: messenger RNA, 1447 nt
Organism: Tripterygium wilfordii
Lineage: Eukaryota; Viridiplantae; Streptophyta; Magnoliopsida; Celastrales; Celastraceae
Exons: 6
Coding region: 320-1222 (300 amino acids)
Source: RefSeq, a predicted model, not a curated record